CCAGAAGAGACGAACGCGCCCUCUAAAAUCAAUCCAUCAAUCGAUCAAUCCAUCAAUCCAUGGCUGUCUAGAAAGAAUUUCCGCCGUUCAUAAGAAACGAUUCCCCAACUUUAAUAAUCAUCAUCAUAACCAUGUAUAUGACCAUAACCACUACACAACCACAACCACAACCACAACCAUGAACAUGAACAUGAUGAUAUCCGCAUGAACAUGAGAGUGAGCAUGAGCAUGAGCAUGAGCAUGUACAUGAACUAUAUGAUAACAAACAUUUUCGCUUCUCCUACCAUAAUUUCAACCUUCCACUUUUGUUAAAGAAGGGGAAAGCGGAGGCUCUUAUUAAAAAAGAAUACCCAUUCAAUUUUCUCCCUCUUUUAUUUAUCCCUCUGUUCUUCAUUCCUUUUGCGCUGGUAUCGCGAAACUUCGAAAAAGAAAAAGAAAAAAAAGAAGCUCCAGUACGGUAACAUCGAAGCAACAUAAACCGUUCCCAAACAAUAUUCGAUUGCAGUUCUACCUUGGAAUAAUAUCUACCAACCAGUGAAGGAACAAAACAAACACGUUGAGAUCAAAAUCAAGGAAUCGAAUCUCGCGACUUGUUUCUCUAUUUCGCUAUCGCAUUGCAGCAAAUAAAAAAAAGUCACCCGAAAUAUUACCCUUACCUUACUGUGCUUUCUUUAUCGUACAUUCACCAUACAGCCGUUCCAUGCCGUUAUUGGGUCCUCACAAAGGGUCGCAGUAAAUCAUGGAACCCGUGCCGGAACUCCACUCCCUUGAGGAAUUCAGGGCAUCUCCUGUACCAAGAUUACGAUUACAAGAAUCUGCUCUUUACGACAGUCAAACUCCAAUUAAGGAUCGAGAACAAUCUGCCAGACCGCAAACUCUUCGAAGAACUACAGAACCAAUACCUCAAUCACCCCGCUCCCCAGGAUGGUCAUCCCCUGUUACUCCUACAAUCCCUCUUCGUCCUCGAAAUACUUCACCAUAUGCGAGAGGCCAUUUUAGAUCAAGAUCAAACGGUAGUGUUUUGGCACCUCCAAUGUCGCGAGCACAAUCAUUACCAGCAGUAAAUGGUGCUGGCCACCUACUCAUGUCUCCUCAAAGACCCGCAAGUCCUUUAGGCUCACCAGCUCGAGUUCGCAUACCCAGAAAACCCGCAGAUGAAGUGUUCCCAGGGUUUCCAAAUCGUGCUUUGAUUAAUAUUAGUGAGGGUGAGCAGCCAGCUUUUGAUGAGGAUACUUCAAAAAUGUCGGAUCGCAGUGCCUCCCCAAUCUUAGGUAUACCUUCCAGCGGUAGUUAUACCCGCGUACGAAGACCAGCUUCCCCUUUACGACAUAUCACAACAGGUCCCUUUAUUGGUGGCGCAACACCCACGACUCCAUCCUCUUCGACUUCAUCCCCUUCAUACAAUACAACAAAAUUCGGCGAAUCCUAUCUCACCUCGAACAUUUCCACCAGUUCCUUGUAUUAUCCUGGUUCAUACACAUCUUCAUCCGUUCCUUCUACACCUACUUCUACAAGAUCUCGCAGCCCGAGUAUAUCCAGCUUGGAAACAAUACCUGAUACACCGGAUGCGGAAGAAGCUGCCAUAGAAGCAGAUAGGAUUGCUCAGUUAAAAGCUGCGGCAGAUGCGGCAGAUGGAGCUGAAUGUGAAGAUGCCAAAUCAAGAGGAGUUGACACUUCUGGGGGACGUGGUAGAGGUCUAGGAGGAUUUGGUUCACGGGAUAAGAGAAAACGUUGGAGUGUUUGUGGUGCUGAAAGAAGAGGUGAUUUGAAUCUAGAUACGAUCUGGGAGGAUUGAGAUUGUUUGAAUCACGAUACCACGAUGAUGAAAGGCCUAUGAAUGAAUCGAUUCACGAGAAGAUUAUGGUCAGAAGAAAUCAGUUGUCGAUAGGAUGCGUUGUUCAGAUUACACGGCUUCAGUACAAAAUUCCGAUUCGUCCCUGCUGUACUCCACAGUCGAAUUGUCUAGAUGUGCAUAUCUAGAAAAGAAUCGGGAUACUGAAUAAGUCUCUCAGUAUCUUCCCUUGCUCAUACAUUAUUGUACGAUACCCCUUGAGCAUUUUUGGGGGAAUGGUUUCAUUUCCCAAGGAGCAUUAUAUUCGGAGUUAUUUGGGGGGAGGGAGAGGGUUUUGAUAGCAUUGCAAUGGAUAUUUGUUUGUUUUUUUUUGGUUUUUUCUUGUUCCCCGAAACUGUAAAUAGGAUUAAUGCAAGUGGCA
Messenger RNA from Sclerotinia trifoliorum, 2213 nucleotides. Lineage: Eukaryota; Fungi; Ascomycota; Leotiomycetes; Helotiales; Sclerotiniaceae. The record is from the annotation of a GenBank genome assembly.